Messenger RNA from Rhodofomes roseus, 841 nucleotides. Its product is annotated as histone-fold-containing protein. The transcript has 4 exons. The record is from RefSeq and is a predicted model, not a curated record. Gene Ontology annotation, cellular component: nucleus; negative cofactor 2 complex. Gene Ontology annotation, molecular function: protein heterodimerization activity; transcription coactivator activity; transcription corepressor activity. The coding region runs from base 137 to 721 and encodes 194 amino acids. Lineage: Eukaryota; Fungi; Basidiomycota; Agaricomycetes; Polyporales; Fomitopsidaceae. Gene Ontology annotation, biological process: transcription by RNA polymerase II; positive regulation of transcription by RNA polymerase II; negative regulation of transcription by RNA polymerase II.
GUGUUAUAUCGUCCAAAUUGCGAUGGGCUGAAGCAUUGGCAAGCUUGAAGUGCCAAUGGCUGUUCGAUCCCUACCACCAAGUCUUGCCGCUAGCUGAGUCGCCUCUGACAUUCGACAGCCAAACACGGGGCCGAACAUGAAGAAUAAGAACAAAACCACCAAGUUUCCCGUCGCCCGGAUAAAGCGCAUCAUGCAGAAGGAUGAGGAGGUCGGAAAGGUCGCACAGGCCACGCCCAUUGUCAUCUCGAAAGCACUGGAGCUCUUCCUCGCGAUGAUCAUCGAGGAGGCGAGCAACGUCACGACGGAGCGGGGUGCGAAGAGAGUAGAGGCGUAUCAUCUAAAGCACGCCGUCGAGACGGUCGACGUGCUCGACUUCCUCAAAGAGAUCGUUGAGGCUGUCCCCGACCCUUCAGCCGGGGGGACGAUUGACCUAGAUGCCGACACAAACGAGUCUGGGCGGAAACGGCGCGGAGGAAAGGGGAAGCGCGCCGCUGUUGCGGAGGGCGAGGAACCCGCAGCCCCGCGGCGGCGGCGAAAGAAGGGCGAGGCAAAAGAGGAGGGCGAAGGCGGUCAAGGCAAGCGACGCGCGAAGAAGAAAGAGAAAGUAGAGAAGGAGAAGGAGAAGGGCGAAGAUCUGGACAUGGAGGACGAAGAGGGAACGGGCGGCGAGGCGGGCCCUGUGCGUAGGGAUGAGUACGACGAUGAUGACUGGGAGGGCUAGGCGUGUGCUGGUGGGUCAACGAAAGCGAGACGGAACUCUGCUCUGUAUUUCUGUAUUGUACUUGUGUGGGAUUAGCGUGGACUCUGUAAUGCUAAUAUUUGGUGACAUCGAUGGUACAAA